This is a messenger RNA of Podospora pseudocomata, 2977 nucleotides long. It is a transcript of the gene OPT6, whose product is annotated as oligopeptide transporter 6. Gene Ontology annotation, molecular function: oligopeptide transmembrane transporter activity. NCBI's taxonomy places the organism in Eukaryota, Fungi, Ascomycota, Sordariomycetes, Sordariales, Podosporaceae. Gene Ontology annotation, cellular component: plasma membrane. The coding region runs from base 11 to 2977 and encodes 988 amino acids. The record is from RefSeq and is a predicted model, not a curated record. The transcript is spliced from 4 exons. Gene Ontology annotation, biological process: transmembrane transport.
AUGCUCACCAAUGUUGUGGCAUCGGCUUGCUGCCUUCCAAUUCAGGAAACUCAUUAUGCCGGUAGAUCUGCGCUCCCUUCUCACUCAACCCACCAAAUGUCAGUUCAUCUAUUCCCGUCUCGAUUUUCGCAAUCCCCGCACCUCAUGUUGCUUCCAUGCAGACUGUAUCACCUGGGGGUCUGCCGUGGGAGGAGAGGAGGACAUCAUGCAACGUCGGACACACAUAGCCGAGAAGCAAACACGGCAGUAUCUGGACCUCCUCGUAUCCCGGAUGCCGGCAUUCGGCGGCAUUGCAUAUCGGCCGUACAAUGCUGUCGAUCCUGACGGGAUCGGAAUCAUCUCGAGUCACGAAACGAGGUCAUCCGAUCGAGACCCUGAAAAAACACCUGCCAAGCCCUACGAAAGGGAAACACACGAUGGCCAGGAGCCAGAGAACAUCACGGACCAGAUCCCGCACUCUCUGCUCGAGGAAUUGGCACCAAAUGGCGAAUACGAGCACAUCCUCUCCAAAAUCAACGCCAUGUCAACGGAAGAGGCCCUGGCCAUCAUCCGUGAAUCGCUUACUUUCCACGCCGAUGACUGGAACUUUCCCACUGUCAUGCGGACAAGAAUGCAGAGACUGGUGAAAGAGAGCCCGAAAGAGUACGGCGACUUUUAUGAGCGAGAUCUCAGAAUCGAUGCUGUCAUGAUGCGCUGGUCCAGCCCCUAUCCGGGGGUUAGAGCUGUGGCUGAACUGACUGACAAUGACUCCACCCCCGUAGAGACCAUUAGGGCUUACUUUCUGGGUAUAUCGUGGGCUGUGAUUGGGACCUUUAUGGCGACGUUUUUCAACUCGAGAUUUCCGAGCAUCACUCUUAGUGGGAGUGUUAUUCAGAUUCUUUUGUACCCGUGUGCAAAGGUCCUCGAGUAUGUCCUUCCGGACUGGGGAUUCACGGUGUUUGGGACGAGACACUCGCUCAAUCCGGGGCCGUGGACGUUCAAAGAGCAAAUGUUUGCGACGAUUACCUACAACAUCGCUAUUUAUACCACCAAUUCGUAUGGGAUGAUCCUCGUCCAGAAGAUGCCCAUUUUCUACGGCCAGAGCUUUGUCAACUAUGGCUACCAGCUCAUGCUGACCCUGUUCGUUCAGCUCAUGGGGAUGGGUUUUGCAGGAUAUCUCCGCCGGUUCUCAGUAUAUCCUGUCAAAGCCCUCUGGCCCACCAUCCUUCCCACCAUUGCCAUGAAUCGAGCAUUGACCAGGCCAGAGCCCAAAGAGAACAUUCACGGUUGGACCAUAUCCCGGUACAACUUCUUCUACGUCUGCACGGUAUCCAUGGCGAUCUACUACUGGCUGCCGGGUUAUCUUUUCACAGCCCUCUCCACCUUCAACUGGAUGACCUGGAUUGCUCCCGAGAACUUGACUUUGGCCAUUUUGACUGGCUCAUCUCUUGGGUUAGGUCUCUUUAACCCAAUCACCACUUUUGACUGGAACAUUGCUACAUCUUCCUUUGCCGCCCUCGCCAACCCUUUCUUCGCCACAGCAACUGAAUGGUGCUCCGCUUGGCUCGGAGCGGCAGUCAUCCUGGCCAUCUUUUACAACAACAUGAAUCACUCUGCCUACCUCCCCAUCAACUCCAGCUCGGCCUUUGCCAACGAUGGGAAACCGUACCGUGUGCAGAAUGUCAUCUCAGCAGACAACAAGCUCGACGAGCAGAAGUACCAAACCUACUCCCCGCCGUUCUACUCUGCCGGAUACAUCCUGACUGUCGGAGCCAACUUCGCGUUUUACCCAGUGUAUUUCUUGUACAUCAUGGUCAACCAGUGGACGACGGUGGGCAAGGCCUAUGUUGACUUUUACCAGGGGCUGAGAAGGGGGAAAGGGAACUAUGAAGGGGCGAUGGAUGUCCAUUCGAGGCUGAUGAGCCGGUACGCCGAGGUGCCAGACUGGUGGUUCAUCUUCAUUUUGGUGGCGGCCAUUGUCGUGUCGGUGAUUUUCUUGAGGAUAUAUCCACUGGAAACACCUGUGUGGCUUGUUUUCCUCAUGAUAGGCAUCAACAUCAUCUUUGCCGUCCCGCUAUCUCUGUUGUCGGCCACCACGGGGACCAACCUGGGGCUUGGGAGUCUGAUACAGGUGCUGACGGGGUAUCUUCUGCCCGGGAACCCCAAUGCUUUCUUGUUUGCGCAAACCUUGGGCAGCUGGGCGUUGGCCGGUUACGGAGACAACUAUGUGCAAGAUCAAAAGAUGGCCCACUAUGUCAAGAUCCCGCCGAGAGCCGUGUUUAGGAGCCAGAUUGGGACGAUCAUCAUCACCUGUUUUGUUGCGGUUUCGACCCAAAACUUCAUCAUGGAGAACGUGAAGGGCUUGUGCGAGCCGGACCAGCCGAGCAGGUUCACCUGUGCUGCUGACGGUGCACCGCUGUAUGCCAGCAGCUUGAUGUGGGGAUUGCUGGGCAGCGAGAGGAUGUUUGGUGCCAUGUAUCCGAUGUUCAAGUGGUGCUUCUUGAUCGGGACGGGCAUUGCGGUAGUGUUUCUGGUCGGGCAGGGAUACGGGCCGAAAUACCUGCCCGGCAUCAAAGAAAGACUGCGGGGAAGACUGAGGCCAAGGACAUUUGCGCAGCUUGACAGGACAAUCUUUCCUUUCGUGGCCAGCCUGUUGUGGUUGAACCCCGUGUUGAUCAUCCACGGAUUCCAACACUGGGCGCCGUCCAAUCUGAGCUACAAGACGCCCGGGUUCAUCCUGAGUUUCAUUUUCAUGUACCUGCUGCCAAAAUACCGGCUGGCAUGGUGGGAAAAGUACAAUUACGUGCUUUCUGCCUCGUUGACGGCAGGCGUCGCCAUCAGCGCCCUCAUCAUGUUCUUUGCUGUGGGAUACCACCCCGUGAAGCUGGAUUGGUGGGGGAAUCGGGUCAGCCACGCCGGCAUGGACGGGAAGAGUGUGGGGAUCCUGCCGAUUCCCGAGAAGGGGUACUUUGGACCGGAGCGGGGCCAGUUCCCGUAG